Messenger RNA from Aegilops tauschii subsp. strangulata, 654 nucleotides. RefSeq lists its product as uncharacterized. The record is from RefSeq and is a predicted model, not a curated record. Lineage: Eukaryota; Viridiplantae; Streptophyta; Magnoliopsida; Poales; Poaceae.
AUGAACACAUGGAGGCAUAUCUGGUGGAGGUACGCAAAAUUGAGAAACCAACUCUUGGGCCUAGAACUGCAGCAGGUGCCUCGCGGCACGAACAAGGAAGCCGACGAUAUCGCCAAGAGAGCGUCUAAGCGCCAGCCUCAAGAGGCCCGCAUCUUCGAGGAGUGGCUCUUCAAGCCUUCGGUAGCCCAUCCUGCUGUAGAGCCGACACCGCCUCAGGAGGAGCUCCCCCCAGCACCAACCUCGGGAGCCCCCGCCUGCAACCCGACCUUAGGGGCCCGCCUGCUCCUCGCGCCCGAGUCUCAGGAGGGGUGCUGGACUGAAGAGUUCAAGGCAUACUUGCUUCAGGGAACCCUGCCGGAGAAGGAGGAAGACGCGGAGCGCGUCGCUCGGCAGGCCAUUGCCUACUGCAUUGAGGACGGUGAGCUCUACCGAAAGCGACCAACCGAUUUUUCCUUGCGAUGCAUUUCUAGGAAGAAGGGGUGCGAGCUAUUAAGCAACAUACACGGCAGAGACUGUGGGCAUCACUCGUCAUCACGCACCUUGGUGGGCAAGGCGUUCCGCAGCGGAUUCUACUGGCCCACGACGCUCAAUGACGCCACCGAACUCGUAAGAUCCUGUGAAGCCUGCCAGUUCCAUGCCAAGCAGAUUCACUAG